Molecule: messenger RNA, 3033 nt
Organism: Betta splendens (Siamese fighting fish)
Lineage: Eukaryota; Metazoa; Chordata; Actinopteri; Anabantiformes; Osphronemidae
Gene: pdk1
Product: pyruvate dehydrogenase kinase, isozyme 1
Exons: 11
Coding region: 359-1582 (407 amino acids)
Biological process (GO): protein phosphorylation; regulation of glucose metabolic process
Cellular component (GO): mitochondrion
Molecular function (GO): pyruvate dehydrogenase (acetyl-transferring) kinase activity
Source: RefSeq, a predicted model, not a curated record
AACUAUCAAGACUCUUUGACGUUAGCCGCCUGCAUGCUGAAUGCCCGCAGCACUUUCUGUUUUCAAUGUUGACAUUUCUACUGCUUAAAAUUAAACCGUGAGUUGUUGACUUAAAUACAUUUUACGGCUGUGGCAAGACUAUGGAUGCACAAAUUUCACCGAACUGCCUGAAAAUAAUACCUUUGCUUUAAUCACAGCCUUUGCGAAUCGCUAAGUUAGCCGACUAGCUAACGCCAACGUAGGUUAGCUUGCUGUAACUGCGUGCCUGGGCUGCGGAUGCCACCAGAGCUUAAAGUUAUUAAUUACCAGUUCAGUCUGUGACACCAUCUGAAUAGCAGACAGCGCCGGACCUGCCAUCAUGAGGAUUUUAAGGUUUCUGAGGAGCAGUGUGUCCAUAGGAAAGGACAUAGACUUUUACUCCAAAUUCUCACCAUCUCCUCUUUCAAUGAAACAGUUUCUAGAUUUUGGAUCAGAAAAUGCAUGUGAGAAAACCUCAUUCGCCUUCCUGCGACAGGAGUUACCUGUGAGGUUGGCAAACAUCAUGAAGGAGAUUAACUUGUUGCCAGACAACUUGUUGGGGACCCAGUCAGUUCGGCUGGUCCAGAGCUGGUACAUGCAAAGUUUCCAAGAGAUUCUGGAGUUCAAGGACAAAAAUGCAGAUGAUGAGAAAGUCACAUAUGAUUUCACAGAUGCAGUGAUAAAAAUUAGAAAUCGUCACAAUGACGUGAUUCCCACCAUGGCCCAGGGACUUGCUGAGUACAAGGAGACCUAUGGCACAGAUCCCGUCGUCAGUCAGAAUGUGCAGUAUUUCCUGGAUCGCUUCUACAUGAGCAGGAUCUCUAUCAGAAUGCUACUUAACCAGCACACUCUGCUCUUUGGUGGCAAGGUGAAGGUGAACCCUGCACAUCCCAAACAGAUUGGCAGUAUUGAUCCACACUGUUGUGUCAGCGAGGUAGUGAAAGAUGCCUACGAAAAUGCAAGAAAUCUUUGUGACCGGUAUUACAUGAACUCCCCUGAGCUGAUACUAGAGGAAUUCAAUGACAAAGAACAGGACAAGCCCAUUAACGUGGUCUACGUUCCAUCUCAUUUGUAUCAUAUGGUGUUUGAACUUUUUAAGAACGCUAUGAGAGCCACCAUGGAGUUGUACGGUGAUGCGAUAAAGUAUCCUGCCAUACGCGCACAGAUUGCUCUGGGAUCUGAAGAUCUAACAGUCAAAGUGAGUGAUCGUGGAGGAGGCGUGCCUCUGCGUAAGAUCGACAGGCUGUUCACGUACACGUACUCCACAGCUCCUCGACCCAGCAUUGACGGGUCACAUGCUGCUCCCCUGGCUGGUUACGGGCACGGACUUCCCAUCUCUCGACUGUAUGCGCGGUACUUUCAAGGGGACCUGAAGCUGUACUCUCUGGAAGGUUACGGGACCGAUGCUGUGAUCUACAUUCGGGCGCUGUCCACAGAGUCCAUUGAGAGGCUGCCUGUGUACAACAAGUCUGCAUGGAAACACUACAAGACCAUCCACGAGGCUGACGACUGGUGCGUCCCAAGUAAGGAGCCCAAGGACAUGACAACGUUUCGUAGUUUUUAGGUAAUAAUGGUCCCAUUGCACAGUGUGCAAGAGAGGUUUUGUGUAGUGAUGGUUGUGUGUAUAUAGAUUCAUCAGAGUAAAUAUGAUAUAUUGCAGUUUAACAUGUCACAUACGGUCAUAUGUUACAUAUUAGCUUAUUCAAAGUGCAACAGACCUGUCAUCUACUUGCUCGUCUACUCCUACCUGUACUGACCACUUAGUGCGGUUUAAUGUCGCCACUAUAAGGUGUUAAAGGUUCUCAGCAAAUAUAUUCUCCUUAGAUCCAUUUCAUGAGGCAUCACUGAAUCAUUUGCUUUGAACUACUGACAUCUAGUGGACAGUCUUGGAAUUUAGGUGGUCUGGAAGACACUUGACGAUUGGGGGACACAAGCUUUGAAGCUUUAUUUGAAAAAGCGCCUUCACCGGGACAUAAGUCUUUAAUCUUAUCUGUGGCAUGUAACUACUGAACUGCAUCCAUCUGAAACAGACUUCUGCUGAAAGCAAGGAAAAUGUUACAUCUGAGGCAAAUUUGGAGACUACUUAAAAGUGGAAGCUCUAUGGGCCAAUACUUUGAUACAUUAUAAAUGGAAUAUAUUUAUUAUACAUAAGUGUUUAUUAGUUUAUUAGUAUUCAUUAAAUGAGUAAAAGUAAACUAGUCCCCAGUGGAGAGAUUAUGAGAUGAGACAGUUUAAUUGUCUCCACUAGUAAAUACUGUGCUACCAUUAGGAGCAUGAGCAGUUCAUGUGAUGACUGGAUCGAUGUCUGUGAUAUCUGAUGAUCUAUUGGUCAACUAACUAAAAAAGCACUUCCUGUCUUGUACUGACAGCACUCCUGAACCUACCAGAGUAAUCAGGACCACAGAAAAAAACAUGUUUUGUAAUUUAGGGGAUCUCUUCCUUUAGAACGUCUGUUAAAGGGUUUUAUUUCACUACUCUAGCUCAUUUUAUAGCAAUGUUCUCCCAGUUCUUCUCUUUGUUAUGUUGGACAUGGAAAGAUAAGAAAUGUUUGCAUGCUGCUGUUUUCUUCUGUUUCAUUUCUGGUAAAGGUGUUUUAGUUUAGGUUGUUUCAUCUACUUUGAUGAUGGACAGGAGCAACAUGAUCAAAAGUUCAACUGUUACCAAACAAAACUGACUAGAGUUGAUGGAUUUACCUUAUUUUCCCAUGGGAGCUGUAUAGUUAAACGGUAUUUGUGAAUCUGUAUUAAUUAUUACAUUUUGAAUAAGCUCUGAAUCAUCUUUUCCACUCCAUUAAAUCCAGUGUAUGGAUUGUAGUCAGUAAAACAUUUUAAACAGAAAUUAUUUUUUUUAAGGCGUGUGUGCAGGUGCAACAGAAACUAAUGGAAGAACUAAGAAGUUACAGUGACUGAUGUCCAAGUUGAAUUUUAACAUCGUUCACAAGCUACAGGCAUUAAAAACGUUACUGUGUUUGUAUCCUGUUGUGUUGGAAAUGUCUAAAUAAAUUAUUGCACAUUA